Messenger RNA from Sardina pilchardus (European sardine), 4542 nucleotides. It is a transcript of the gene dsg2.1, whose product is annotated as desmoglein 2, tandem duplicate 1. NCBI's taxonomy places the organism in Eukaryota, Metazoa, Chordata, Actinopteri, Clupeiformes, Clupeidae. Gene Ontology annotation, biological process: homophilic cell-cell adhesion. The transcript is spliced from 15 exons. The coding region runs from base 111 to 3788 and encodes 1225 amino acids. Gene Ontology annotation, molecular function: calcium ion binding. Gene Ontology annotation, cellular component: plasma membrane; desmosome. The record is from RefSeq and is a predicted model, not a curated record.
GCCUUUGUGCGCAAAACUUUGACAGCAUCCUUUAAUUCUGUGUGAACGUCUCGUCUCAUCAGUUUACAUUAAACGGACUAAGAGAGAAGAACAGCGACAGGAACUGGUAUAUGAUUUCAGAAAAGACAUUUCCCGCGGCAAUGGCACGGGCAUCAUCACCCGUCACCGUGGUUAUUCUAUUUUUCACAUUGUCGGUGGCUGUGGCUGAAUGGAUUAUUCCCCCAAAGGUGCUGAUUGAGGGCAAGGACUACACUAAAGAAGACUACAUCUCCAAGAUCCGCUCAGAUUUAGGUUUAGUUAACAGGCCAGUCAUCUAUAGCCUGAAGGGCAUUGGGGCUGACCAGGACCCCGUCAACGUAUUUGUGGUGGAUAAGACCUCUGGAAAGGUCAGGGUCACCCGCAUACUGGACCGAGAGGACAUCCACGAGUACAAUCUCACUGGAAUAGCUUACUUUACGGAUGGCGAAAUCGCAGAAAGCAACCUAAAGCUCAAGAUUAAGGUGCAGGAUAUCAAUGACAAUGGCCCUGUGUUUUCCACCAUGCCGCCCGCAUCUGUGGAGGAGCUCAGUCCCAGAGGUAUGUCCAUCAUGCAGAUUAGGGCCAUAGACUCAGACGAGCAGGGGAACCUCAACUCUAAGAUCAGGUACACCCUGACCAAGCAGGAGCCUCCAGGGAAAAUGAUGUUCUCGAUCACUUCGGAUGGAGAGCUGCGUGUCAAAGAGCCUGAUCUGGACAGAGAGACGACCUCUUCCUACACUCUGACUAUAGAGGGCGCUGAUCUCUACGGAGCCCCAGGAGGUAACACUGGCACGGGGACGGUCAUAGUGAAUCUCAUCGACGCUAAUGACAACGUGCCAACCCUGGUACAAGAAGCGUAUGAGGGCAAUAUUGAAGAGAACACCAAGAAUGUGGAGGUGAUGCGGAUUAAGGCUGAGGACCUGGACGUUGACGCUGUGAACCGGGAGGUGGAGUAUGUCAUUGUCACAGGCAAUGAGAAGGGCCUCUUCAGCUUGGUACAGGACCCCAACACCAAGGAGGGCAUCCUGAUGCUAAAUAAAGAAGUCGACUAUGAGGAUGUGAAAGACCUGAAACUAGGAGUCGGGGUGAGGAACAAAGCACCAUACCACAAGAGUGUGGAUGGAGGAAGUUCAGCAACCAUAGACCUCGGAGGAGGGGGAGGUGGAGGUGGGACUGGAGGUGGAACAGGAGGAGGUGGAACAGGAGGAGGUGGAACAGGAGGAGGUGGAGGUGGGCCCGGAGGUGGAACAGGAGGAGGUGGAGGUGGGCCUGGAACCGGUACUGGUGGUGAAACCACGUGGACUCCAGUGACCUGGACUGGCAAAACAUACCCUCUGAAGAUCAAUGUGCUGAACCAACCCGAGGGGCCGAAGUUUGACCCCAAGAUUAAGGCCAUUCCCAUCUCAGAGGAUGGGACAGUCAACAUCCAGGAUGUAAUUGCCACAUACCCUGCUGUGGAUGAAGACACGGGACUGCCAGCGGAGAAUGUCAGGUAUUUAAAAGGAAAUGACCCCGAUAACUGGUUCACCAUCGACCCUGACACAGCGGAGAUCAAACUCAACAAGCUGCCAGACAGAGAGUCGCCGUACCUGAAGAACGGCACCUACCUGGCAGAAGUCCUCUGUCUGACCCAAGACAUGCCCUCCAAGACGGCCACAGGCACCAUUGCCAUCCAAGUGGAGGACUUCAAUGACCAUUGCCCUGAAUUGAUCUCCCAUCUGACCACCAUGUGCACAGCGGAGGAAGUGGUCUACGUCACAGCAGUGGACCCUGACGUCAAGCCCAAUGGCGCCCCCUUCAGGUUCAUCCUCGUCCCUGAGGGCACGGAGGGCAAGUGGAGUGUGGAGCACUUCAACGACACCACGGCCCUCUUGCGUACCCAUGAGCCUCUGUGGCCAGGACGGAACAAGGUGACUUUCGCAAUCGAGGACCAGCAGGGCCUGGCCUGCCCAGACCUGCAGGAGCUGGAGGUGUCGGUGUGCACGUGUGAUGACACGGGCACCUGCAGUCGACGCGGGUUGGGGCCUGACGGGAAGCCUGGGAGUAGCCUCGGCCCUGCGGCCAUUGGCCUGGGCUUCCUGGGCGCACUCCUCCUCCUGCUAAUUCCACUGCUGUUGCUGUUUUGCCAGUGUGGUGCAGCAGGAAUGGGUGGAGCAGGUUUCGCAGAAAUCCCCUUUGGUGCAAAGGAGCACCUGAUCUCUUACCACACGGAAGGUCAGGGGGAGGACAAGGAGGUUCCCCUCAUGGCAGCCGCAGCAGUGGACGCGGGCGGCAUGAUGCUGGCGGCCAGCAAGGGGGGCGUAGCCAUGGCCGGUCCUGCUCUUGGCGGAGCCUCCGCUGCCCUCUUGAACUCCAGGUCCACCAUGGGUGGCGGCUUCUACGAGUCCAACAUGGAGAUGAGCUACAUGGACCAGACGAUGAGGAGCGCGGCCGGGGGAGGCCGGGCCAGCGGCUUCAUGUCCGAGUACCGAGAGGGAGGUGGCGCCUACGACCAGCUGGCACUUCCUGAUGCCUUCUUGGCAGACUACUACGCCCAGAAAUCAGACUGUGUGGCACUGGGUGGCGCUCAGAAGGACAAUCUGCUGGUGUACGACUACGAGGGGCAGGGAUCUCCUGCUGGCUCUGUGGGCUGCUGCAGCCUCCUCGAGUCCGACCUUGACCUCGGCUUCCUUGACGACCUGGGGCCAAAGUUCAACACCCUGGCAUCUGUCUGCGGAGGCUCCAAGGCCGACACCGUGGCCACCAUCUCCGCUCCUCCACCCCAGUCUGCAGCCGUCUCCUCAGCGGUUGACUUUGGCUCCGUCAACAUGGGGGUUACGAACGACAUGGCGUCAUCCACCCGGGUGGAGAGGACCGUCACCAGUGUUGAGCAGCAGCUUCCCGCCCCACUUCCCAGCAUGCACCUGCACGAGACUGUUGCCAUGCCGACCCAGACUGUGCUGGUGCAGCAGCAGCCCCUGUACUACGUGGUGGAGCCGCAGCAGGUCCAGAGCACAGUGCUGCUGGCUGAGAGGCCCCAAGUGGGUCUGGGUCAGGGAAUGAUCCUGGUCAACGGGAGCCAGGCGGCCACAGAGGGGGUGCUGCUGCAGGGGGGAGGCCUGGUGCAGGGGGCCCAGGGGCUGGUGAUGGCCCAGGGUGGUCAGGGUUUGGUGUUGCAGCAGGGUGGGCAUGUUCAGGGUGGUCAGGGUUUGGUGUUGCAGCAGGGAGGCCAUGUUCAGGGUGGUCAGGGUUUGGUGUUGCAGCAGGGUGGGCACGUUCAGGGUGGUCAGGGUUUCGUGCUUCAGCAGGGAGGCCAUGUUCAGAGCGGUCAGGGGGUGAUCCUCCAGGGCUCAGGCCACGUGCAGACUGACCUGGGACGAGGGGAGAACCUGGUGCUGCUGGAGCGAAGCGGAGGUACAGGGGGCACUGCACUGACCUCUGGCCUCCUGCAAACAUCCAGUCUCUCCGGCUCCCAAAUGGUGCUGCUGGAUGGGGGGCAACAAGGGGGGCAAAUCUUACAGGGAGGGCAGAUAUUACAGGGAGGGCAGAUAUUACAUGGAUCAACUCUCUCGAGAGGGAGCAUGGGGGGCUCUCAGGUGAUGUUCGUUGAACAAUCAGGUCAAGGGUCAGGAGUCAGCAAGGGCGUGCGCAAUGUCGUGACCACCAGCACAACGUCAGUGAACGAGACCGGAGGGUUGCACGGAGCAUCUUCACUGCUGCCUUCGCGCAAAGUUGUCGUCCAGGAGAGGAAAUUGGUCACUGAUCAGAGUAGCACAAAACAGCAGCUAUAAGCUGCAAGAGAUUUUUCAUAAAAAUCUCUGGCAAGAUUUGAAUUUUUUUAAAUUCAACAAGCCAAAUUUUGAUGCAAUAAAUCAGUGUGUAACAUACAUCUUUAUACAAAGUAGUUUUAUAAAUGUAAAACGCACCUUCAUGGCAAAAUAAAUUUAAAUGCCAAUGGCAAUGAAAUGAACAAAUCAUUGCAUUGCAUAGCCACAUCCCUAAUUAUUAUAGAAAAUAGGGUUCAUAAAUAGGACAAUAAUAUCUGAGACCUUACUGUUUUGGUCUGUUUAGACCCAGAGGGCUGCAGAAGCUUCGUGACUCAUCCAUCUACACACAAUAAAACAAACUUACCUUUUUUCUACAGGCCUGAAAUGGGCCAAAAAUGUCUUUAAACUCGCUCUCACCUUGUUUGGGUGUACAAUGGGAGUCAACAGGAAUGUGUUUACUUUGCACAGGUCAAUAUUUUUGUGUAUGUUCAAUUAAGGGCUUUUGUUGGUUUAUGUUCUGCCAUACUGUACUGUAUGUAUGUGGGUUUUCGAAGUUUACUUUGGUUCCGACUUAGUUCCACUGUCACCAUAAUAAUUUUUUCUUUCAUUUUUUUUUGUUAUGCACUAUUAAGUAUUUUGAUGUACAAUGUAUUUUUGUCUUUAAAGGUAUUGUUUUCAUCUGACGACAGUUUUCUUGGUCCUGGAAAUUAAAAUGACUUAUGUAGUCACAUCAAAUGUCAACCAGUGGAUUGGAAUAAAAUGUUGUUUUUGUUUGGUG